This is a messenger RNA of Laccaria bicolor S238N-H82, 981 nucleotides long. RefSeq lists its product as uncharacterized. The transcript has 6 exons. The record is from RefSeq and is a predicted model, not a curated record. NCBI's taxonomy places the organism in Eukaryota, Fungi, Basidiomycota, Agaricomycetes, Agaricales, Hydnangiaceae. The coding region runs from base 1 to 981 and encodes 326 amino acids.
AUGUACAUGCCCACCAUUCUGGCGCUUCGAGGUGAUCUAAUUUAUGUUGCUUCGAUAUCUCCAAUUUACAUCCCAAUACUUAUACCAGUCACGAACUUCGUUCUCACCUUGAUCGGUGUCCUUGCAACCUGCUUUCGGCUAUGGCGCCGAAAGACCACAACUCAUAUUUGGUGGGAUGAUAUAUGGGCCGCGCUGACGAUGAUCCUCGGGAUUAUUUUCAUGACGUCUUUUGAGCUCUUCCUUCAAAAUCAAAGCCUUUUUCCUGGCAUCAAGGACUUCCUACUAACUUGCAUUCAAUCAGUGUUGCCCAGUCUUAUAUUGCUGUCAAUUCGUAAGAUCCACACUGCUACUCCAUUCCAUGUGUUAAUCUCAAUCCUUUUUAUCGUGAUCCGCAUCUCCAAUGGAAGAAUGCGGUAUAUUCUCAAAUGGAUCGCCGCUAUUUUCGUUCUGACAUGGGUUAUUCUUACCGCUCAACUGCUCUGGACGUGCGAGGGGAAAAACGCGGAUUGGGGCCCAGGCCAUCUGAUAUGUGUAAUGCCCUUGAGAGUUGCGAUCGUACAAUUGACCACCGAUACGUUGAGCGACGUCAUCUUAAUUGUAGCGCCCCUCCGUCUUGUCUGGAAUAUAAAUCUUAAUCAUGCUUGUUGGCUGAUAGUAGACGGUGGCGGGUUAUCUGAGGCCCUGGCGGCAGUCAUCCAGAAUUCCGUUAGUCUGAUUGUUUGCAAUUUCAGCGUCAUAAUCGCCUUCAUCUUCCAAAUCGCGGCGGAAGAUGCAAGGAGCUCUUACCAUGUAGAAGCUGGGAGCCUCUCUCUCCGGUGCAAGGUGCCUAGCGGUGUGCCUUCAGGGACAGGUGUGCGUAUUGAGCGGACCGAAGUGAUAACUUUGGACAGCCUUGGUUCAUUGCACGGGAAUACGACUAAAGUCGGUCAACCUUUUGACACGGAUAGCAAGGAUUUUUUGACGGAGAAGGACUGCACAUGA